AUGCAGGAGGAAACAUUCACCGUAGCGUCCACACCGGACUGCAUAACGGUACUCCGAGACGAACGCAACGAUGAACCCCUGUGGCGGGAGACGCAGGUCGGCUGCAAGGUUCUACUGCUACUGCAGGAGAUUCACAAGUUCAACAUUAGCUAUACCGAGUGUCCUUACCACCACAACGAGAAGGGCUUGUAUGUCAACAUGGACAUCAUUGCCAAGCCUCGGUCCCUUUUGUCUAUCCCCAUGAUUAACUGCACACCAAUUGCGCCUGUAAUGGUGUGGAAGUUCGGAUACAUCGUCCGUCACCCUGUCUCAGACAUCAAGCACUUCUACAGCCUAGCAUUCUCGACACCAGUGUGGAACUUUAUAGCCGCCAUGAUUCUGCUGGUCUCCGUGCUGUUUUAUAUCCUCAACCGAGCUGAACAGAAGAUAUCAGGAGAAAACCUCAAGUGCUACUUUUGGAGUGAGCUGUUCGUUGCGUUUGGAAUAAUCUGUCAGCAUUACAUUUCAAUCAACCCAAUGGAAUUAACUUCGCGUCGCAUCGCGUUCAUAAGCUUCUUCAUGUUUUCCUACAUAUUAUAUUCUUACUAUACCUCUACCUUACUCUCCGACUUAGUGCAUGACAUAGACAACGAGAUGGACUUGGAGACUUUAGGCGAGAGCUAUGAACAUGCCGUGUUGGAUACCGUGGCUAGUAUAAUCAAGGUUCUCUCUGAGCAUCUCCAUAUAAAUAAAAUGUCUUCUCAACGCCUGAGCUUUAUCCAUAAUAUAUUGACCAACCAUCGUGUAGUAAAUAUUAGCACAGGUCUCGCCGAGGUAAAGUCGGGUAAAACAGCUCUCCUAUCCGACUAUGUAUCCUUACAUUCCGCUGUGAUACAGUCGUUCACCAAGUCUGAAGUAUGUGAUCUCAUUAAAGUUGAUAUGUUUUCCAACGUCCUCAAAUACCUUGCUACUUCCAAACAAUUCAAAUACAUUGAGGAAUUCAAAAUCAGCACACUGCGGGCCCGAGAAACCGGCGUGCUACAGAGAUUACUCUCUCUAGAGAGAGUGUCUCCGCACACGUUCCAACAUUUCAGUGAAACUUGCGUCAGCUCGCACUUCCAAGCGCACAUUGGACUCGUCGGAAAACCGCUAAUGUUACUGGCAUUAGGAUAUGUGCUGUGCGGCUUCAUAUUGUUAGCUGAAAGAGUGCAUUAUAAUAGGUAUAAGGUUUGGCCGUAUGUGAACUAGAUAUAUUGUAUGGCUCCUCUACACGAUGGACCAUCAUACUGGCCCACUAAGAUGUGCCCGCGUGUAGGGGUAGUGGUGUCGGAUGGCUUAUGGCACGGCGGGAUGGCGAUGGGAUGGCCACGGUGUCGGUUUUUCGUCCGCACAUCAAAGGUAGUGGGCAAGCGAUGGUCCGUACGCAUCUACA
This is a messenger RNA of Cydia strobilella, 1411 nucleotides long. Its product is annotated as ionotropic receptor 75a-like. The transcript has 8 exons. Bases 1 to 1227 code for a protein of 408 amino acids. The record is from RefSeq and is a predicted model, not a curated record. NCBI's taxonomy places the organism in Eukaryota, Metazoa, Arthropoda, Insecta, Lepidoptera, Tortricidae.